Molecule: messenger RNA, 10468 nt
Organism: Echinops telfairi (small Madagascar hedgehog)
Lineage: Eukaryota; Metazoa; Chordata; Mammalia; Afrosoricida; Tenrecidae
Gene: RBM33
Product: RNA binding motif protein 33
Exons: 19
Coding region: 205-3951 (1248 amino acids)
Molecular function (GO): RNA binding
Source: RefSeq, a predicted model, not a curated record
GUUGUUUUCUUCCUGCGGAGAAGGGGCCGGGGUGGACCCCGAACCGCCCGGCCUCUCCUCUCUCCUGCCCUUCUCGCCCGGUCCGGAUCCGCAACGCCCUGCCCUGCUCGUUCCGGUCCCACCUUUCCCUGGGCUCUGGACCGGGGCCGGCUGCCCACCAGCUGGCUUGGUGGGGAGAGGGUGAAGGCCAGCCCGGCGAGCACCAUGGCGUCCGCUCUGGGAGCCGGCGGGGGAGCCGGGGCUGGAGAUGAUGAUUUUGAUCAGUUUGAUAAGCCUGGUGCAGAACGAUCCUGGAGAAGAAGAGCUGCGAAUGAGGACUGGGAUAGUGAACUUGAAGAUGACUUACUUGGAGAAGAUUUGCUAUCUGGCAAAAAGAACCAGUCGGACUUGUCAGAUGAAGAGCUAAAUGAUGAUCUUUUGCAAAGUGAUAACGAAGAAGAAAGUUUCAGUUCUCAGGGUAUCACAAUUAGUCUUAAUACCACACCUGGCAUGGUACCAUCAUUUGAACUGCCUGACAACACUAAUGACCAGUCUGGAGAACAGGAAUCGGAGUACGAACAUGGAGAGGAUGACAUGGUUUAUCACAAAUCUGAUGGCUCUGAAUUGUAUUCUCAAGCAUACACAGAAGAAGGACAGUAUGAAGGCCACGAUGCGGAGCUGUCAGAAGACCAAAUAGGAUAUGGGGAUGAGCCAGAGGAGGAACAACUUUACAAUGAUGAAGUGCUAGACAUCGAAAUCAAUGAACCAUUAGAUGAAUUUACAGAUGAAGAAUACUUGCAGGCUUAUGGUGGGCAACAAGGGAAGCAAAAGCAGGAAGACUAUGUUGCUGAAGAUAAAUUAGAUGAGAUUACUGAUUCCCAGGUUGCUCCUGAAACUGAAGAGGGAGGUGUGGAAACUCUGGACCUCCAGAAGGACGCAAAAGAAGAAUCAGAUGAAGAAGACGAUGAUGAUGAAGAAUCUGGGAGAUUACGUUUCAAAACGGAAAGAAAGGAAGGAACAAUUAUUAGACUCUCAGAUGUAACUAGAGAGAGAAGAAACAUUCCAGAAACUUUGGAACUUUCCGCAGAAGCCAAAGCUGCAUUGCUUGAAUUUGAAGAGAGAGAGCGACAGCAUAAGCAGGGACGCUAUGGUUCCAGGCGGGGAGGAAGGCGAGGAGGCUCUCUAAUGUGUCGUGGAAUGGGUGACCAGAGACGCGACAACAGUGAGAGGGGGAGGAUGAAAGAUCACAGACCUGCUCUGCUUCCUACACAGCCUCCUGUAGUGACUCAUUCUCCAAGAUUAAUUCCUCCUCCACAGCCACCUCCACCUCCACCACCACCGCCUCCUCAGCAGCAGCCAAUUAGGAGUCUGUUCCAGCAGCAGCAGCUACAACCUCUGCUUCCCUUGCAACAUCCGCAUCAUCCCACGCCGCCUCAAGGGAUGCAUAUGCCUCCCCCAAUAGAGGCCCCGAGAAUAAUGAUGACCCCGCCUCCGGUGACUCCACAGCAGCCCAAGAAUAUCCAUAUAAAUCCGCAUUUCAAAGGGAAUGUUGUAACUCCUGUCCAAGUGCCCUUGCUACCAGUUCCAAACCAGCCAAGACCUGCUGUGGGACCCCAAAGAUUCCCAGGCCCUCCGGAAUUUCCACAGCAUACACCUGGACCUGUUCCCAAUAAUUUUAACCAGCCCCCACGGCUUCCUCUUCAGGACCAGUGGAGAGCGCCCCCCCCUCCUCAGGAACGGGACCCUUUUUUCUUAGGAGUUUCAGGUGAACCAAGGUUUCCAAGUCAUCUUUUUCUGGAACAAAGGAGUCCACCUCCACCUCCACCUCCUCCCACACUUCUUAACAGUACUCAUCCUGUUCCUACUCCGAGUUCUUUACCGUUCACUCAGCCUGGACCCGCAUUUAAUCAACAAGGACAGCAGCCAGGAUUUCCGAGAGAAAGGCCUGUAAGACCAAACCUUCAACCUCCAGGCCCAGUGGGGAUUCUUCACUUUAGCCCGCCAGGAUCAGCAAAUACACGGCCUUUUAUUCCUCCCAGACAGCCGUUCUUGCCUGGCCCAGGACAGCCAUUUCUACCAACACAUGCACAGCCUAAUCUGCAGGGGCCACUGCAUCCUCCAUUGCCACCUCCACAUCAACCUCAGCCUCAACAGCAGCAACCUCAGCAUCAGCAGCAGCCCCAGCAUCAUCAGCACCAGCCCCCGCUUCAACCCCAACACCAACCACCACAUCAGCCUCCACACCAACCUCCUCCCCAGCAUCAGCCUCCUCACCAGCCACAGCAUCAGCCACAGCACCAGCCUCCACAUCAACCUCAGCAGCACCAGCACCAGCACCACCACCACCUUUCUGUUCCUCCUCCUCCUCUGAUGCCCAUGUCUCAGCCACAGUUUCGGCCUCAUAUGCAGACGGCUCAGCCUCAGCCGAGUAACAGUAGAAUGCAGUGUCCCCAGCGGCAAGGUCUGAGGCAUAAUACAACUUCGCAGAAUGUAACCAAACGUCCAAUUCAGCAAAUGCAGCCCACUGCUCCAAGAAAUAGUAAUUUGCGUGAAUUACCAAUAGCCCCACCGCACGUCAUGGAAAUGAGUAACAGCCGAUGCUCCUCCACCCCUGCAGCUCAAGGAAAGCCUAUUAUAAGCACAGCGCCGCCCACAAGGUCUGUGGUGGGUCCCAGGAACGCCCAGGGGAAGACUGAAGUGAAAGUCAAGCCUGUUACUCCUGUGGCUCAACCUAAAGAAGAAGCAAAAACAGAACCAGAGUUUCCAGACGAGGAUGAAGAAACAAGGCUCUAUCGUUUAAAGAUAGAAGAACAGAAGCGCUUAAGAGAAGAAAUCCUGAAACAAAAGGAGUUACGACGGCAGCAGCAGGCUGGUGCUCGGAAGAAGGAGUUGCUGGAAAGACUUGCGCAGCAGCAGCAGCAGCAGCAGCAGCAGCAGCAGCAGCAGCAGCAGCAGCAGCUUUAUACCCCCCAGCUCCCAGUAGAGCAAGAAGAACGGACUUCCUCACCACUACCCACCAAUGGUAACCCACUGUUACCCUUUCCAGGUGCCCAGAUCAGACAAAAUGUGAAAAACCGACUUCUUGUUAAAAAUCAAGAUGUUGCAAUUUCAAAUGUUCAGCCUAAAACAUCAAGUUUUGUCCCCUCUGGUGCUAAUAUGCAGUAUCAAGGACAACCACUGAAACCACUCAAACAUCUGAGACAGGCCCGGAUAGUACCUCAGAGUCAAACGCAGCCAUCUCUCAAGGUAUUCCCAGCCAAACCUGCUGACAUGGAGGAGCUGCCACCUUCCCCACAGACUGCCAGAGUGGCUUCUGUCCAAGGCCGGCCCCAGGAAGUAAAACCUGGAGUGAAAAGGACGGUCAUGCAACGGGCAAACAGUGGUAGUGGAGACGGGCCGCACAUCAGCUCCAAAGUCAGGGUGAUUAAAUUGUCAGGCGGGGGAGGAGAGAGUGACUGCUUUUUCCACCCAGAAGGCCAUCCCCAGCGGCUUCCUCCACCUCCGGAAGGGAGGCAGCAGCCUGUCCGGAAGGUCACACUGACCAAGGGGAUCCUUCAGCCACAGCACUCACCAGUGGCCCCCCACAUGCACCCGGCUAUUCCUCCAGGGAUCAAAAACAUCCAAGGAAUCCACUCAGCCAAAAAGGUCAUCAUGUAUGGGAGAGGCAGAGGACUCACGGGUCAGAUGGGCCGGGGCCGCCUCAUGCCAAAUAAGCAGAAUUUACGAGUGGUGGAGUGCAAGCCCCAGCCCUGUGUUGUGUCCGUGGAAGGGCUUUCUUCGUCAACUACCGAUGUCCAGCUGAAAAGCCUGCUCAUGUCUGUAGGACCCAUUCAGAGUUUACAGAUGCUUCCCCAGCAAAGGAAAGCCAUAGCGAAGUUUAAGGAACCAGCCCACGCGUUAGCAUUUCAGCAGAAAUUCCACAGGCACAUGAUAGACCUGUCCCACAUCAGCGUGGCCCUCAUUGUUGAGUGAUUUCUGGUAGGCGGAUCUGACCUUAUGCUAUACCAACACUGUGGAAUUUCGCCAAGGAAGCUCCGGGAGCAGAGUUCUCAGACCUUGGACCUUUCCCAUCACUGCCUGCCAUAGCUCUUGUCUGGAGCUACAGGCACAACAGGAUUGGCUCCAGAAGAGCUGGACUUACGGGACACAGCCUAUUGGAGUAUGGUGUUAGAGUUCUUCAAAUUCUGUUGUAACCACAAAAAAAGUACCAUUUUUUUCAUUGUCUUUUGUUUUCAAAGUGCUUACUAUGCAUGUAGACAUUGUUCUUCCAGAUCUUACCGUAUGAUCGAUCCCAGUGACUUAGAUUCAGGAAAGAACAUGGAUGCUACAAAUCCACAGUAUUUUUCACAGCAAAGAACAUUCGAUAAUGGUUGCACUGAUCUUCAUGCAGGCUAGAAAACAGUUUUCACAGCCAAGCUUCACUUGAGUUGUCUUCUCCAAAAGUCCUGGUAAAAAUGUAGGUUAAAAUGUGGGUGGUUAUUGAUUGACAUUUACAUAUCCUGGAAAGUCAGGGUAUGAGAGGGGUGGUUGGGAGUGGUGCCAAUUGAAGUGGCAGAUUCUGCUUCUUGUAACUAUUCCAAAAGCGCCAACUGUACACUCUGAGUUCCAAGGAAUGGGUACCCUUUGACCAGAAUUCCCCAAAAGUCAAAAGGCUGGGUAGGCACAUUGCGGCUCCCUCGGCCUUAGCAGGCACGCUCAGCCUUGUAGCCCUCUGACCGAGUUCCCUGUCUAGUAGCAUUCCCCGUCACAGCGACAACGUGAGUUUGAGGGUCAGCCUGCGGGGUUACCAGAACCUAUUUGCUUUGCUUUCCCGCCCUUAAAAUACCGCCCUGGGGGCAGCUCUCGCUGUCGCUGGCUUUGUAACAUGCUUUGGGAACCUGGUUGUCAUUGUCUCAAUUGUCCCUCUUUCUGUGACCCCCCUCCCGUCCCCCUUUGUUUUGAAGACGGUUUAAGCAGGGGGUGUCUGUCCAUGGCCUAAAAGCAGCAUGAUUCUUACUCUGGCAUAUCCUUUUUUUGAAAACAGACAGGAGGUAACAGUUGCAUGAUAACAAAACCUGAAAUAAAAUGUACACUAUGUCAUCGAUGAACUGGCUUGAGUCAUUCCCGGUAGGUUCCUUUCGUUCUCUGUAAAGCAACCUUUAGAAAGAUUCAAUUUGGGGCAAGCACUGAAAAAAAAGUGCCUUACUCUAUUUCUGCUCAUGAAAGUUAUGUCUCAGUUCGGGCUAUAUUUUGAUGUGGACUUGAACUAUCUGAGCAGAUCAUACAUAUUAGGGCAUACUCACGCUUUUUAAGCUCUAUUUUUUACUUAGGAGGCCAUGUCAAAUUUAUUGACGUUUUCACUAGAAUUAAGGAAAAUUAGAAACCUGUUAUUCAAAGCAUCAAGCCAACCUAGUAGGGACCAGAAUGUGAGCGCUGAAACAGUCGGAAGCAUUCCUUCCCGGCCUCAGCGUUCCCAAGGGAGACAGUUUGCCUGAAGGUGUGUCGUCUUGUGUUUUUACAUUUGAAUUUUUAUAUUACGUUACCAAUUAAGUAACCCCAUGCGAAACUGUCUAUCUGCCUUCAUUCUAAAAUAACAGCAUGUGCUUACUAAGCCCGGCUGGAAAACGAGGGUGGUGGUGGGAACGGGCUGCUCGUCCACAGAGAGAUGCUGGUUCCCCAGAGCUGCAGGCGUUCAUAGAUUCUCUUAGUGUAAGCGCUCUUCUUUGAAAGUAGAUUUCAUGCAUACACAGUUGGCUCUAGCUGCUAGUACCUAGACACCUUUGUUCCAGAAAAUCCCUAUCUAACACUUGGAAGAGGGCAUUGUGUACCAACUCGACUGGUGUGUCUCCCAUAGUCUCCCAAGGAAAAGCUCAGGGUGGUGUGCCCGUUCCCUAACGGACACGUUUUCACAGACUGCUUGUUUUCAUAACUGUAUCCACAUGUCUAAGCGUGUAGAUGAUUGGACCCAGCCCACAGUGCCCAGGGUCGAGCUGAGUUCGGUCACCUUUAAGCACUAAUGAAGAGAAAUCCAAGCUACUUAGCAUCCUCGUCCAGUGAGAAGACUUGCAGCCGAGUUUGUAUUAUAGUGAGGAUUGCUGGUGCAAUCAAGUCCGUUUAGCAGAAUCUCACCAUAUUCUGAAAUAAACAUUUGAAGGCUGCCUCUGAAAGUCGACAUCUAAGGAAUAUACUCCUCUCUAGUUAGAGGUGAUGAAACUAAAUAUAUUUGGGCACUCUUCUUAAAAACAGGUUUCAUUGCUUCUUUAAGGUCUGGGUAUGAUGCAGUGCCGUGGGAUUAUGUGUGUGUCUGUAGCCGUCUACACACAUCCACGCUCUAAGCUUGCUCUUAAGUAGCAUGUUCUUGAUGACCAACACAGUCCAACUGGGUCUGGAGUACAGCAGUCGUUAGGAUGGGUGGACACGGUCCAGCCCAGCCUCUCUGAGGACGUGCUGUAAAUGGACUCUGUUAGUACAGGCAAUCCAAAAAAUAAAGGCCUAGUCCUCUUGAAAGAAACAGCAGAAAAGGAAAGAAGCAGAAGUAGAAAGUGCUGAUAUUUCCAUUGUCCUCGCACUUGUAGCAGCUACAUUAGACCACUGUGAGCUAAGUCCUCCUAGAAGAUCUGUUGCAACCAUUGUCUUUGUUCUUUAUUUAUCAUGCAUUCAAAUGAGAUGCAAGCGCAUUUAACAUACGAUGUAAAUAUGGACCUUUUGAAAUUAAAAUGUUUAUUGAAAUGCUUUCAAUUCAGCAACACCUUAGCUAUUUGUUCUUUUGUGUUGUCUUAUCAAAGUUUAUGGAUAGAGUUCCAUAAUUGUUGAUGUGUUUGUGUGUAUAUUCGAUUUUUAUAAAGAUGGUAGUAAGUCAAUACAUUGAUCCUGAUCUGUGUAUUAUUUGUUCACAAAUUCCAGAAGCUUAAAGCCAGUAAAUGCCAGUCUGUCUCGUAGGGUGAAAACCACCCCCAGUGAUGAUGUGGAGGCAGUUAGUUUUCUCUUUCUUUCUCGUUAUCUUGUUUUGAUUUUGUGCUGUAAUAUACGAGUUCCCUUAGCAUCAGAACCUUGCGUUACCAUUGGUUUGGCUACUUUUGUUAAAUUAUUAUGCCAAUAAUCGUUUGGAGAAGAAACCCAUUUUUCCGAAAGGGAGAUGGAGGGCCCCCUCGGGUUCUGGGCAGGUAGCUUCUGAAGCAGGACCUGGGCUGGAGCCUUCCUUGUCUCCUUGUGGGGAGUUCCUUGGAUGGAAUGGGGCGGGGGGGCGGGUAUUUCAUCAUCGUUAUUUAAACCUUGGCAGUUCUUUUCAUGAUUUGUAAAGGUUCUAGAUAAACGAUUAUUUAAACUUGGCUCUACAGCAUUUCUGAAUUGUGACAAGAGUGUGACAAAGCUUAGAACCUGCACUCAGGAGUUCUUCUUAGGAAACAGGUUGCUUUAAUGUGAAAGCAAACCUUUGUUAGGUCCCAGGCUGGGUAGUAAGACAGUUAGGCAAAGGGGAGCAAGGGUAGGUAGAAGUGGAAGGUGAGAGGGAAAGAGUUAAAGCAUGGAGAAAUGCCAAUCAAGCGUUACUGCACUUUCUCCUAGCAGAUUGACUCUCAGGGUACUUGCUGUUCCAGCGAGCGAGCAGGCCACACAGGAAGGGCAGGGAGCCAUCAGGCACAGUCUAGUGUCCGAGGCCUGAGCAGCUUUCGCGUUUGGGCAGCUCCGUUCUUGUCUUCUGGUGAGGGCAGGCGUGACUGAGAAGGUAGUGUAGUAAAGGCACCUAAGGGUCCGUAAUUCUUCGAGUCGGCCUGGUUUCUUGGUUUGGGGGACGUCUGUUGUGGUUUUGUUUUACUUUUGAUUGUUUUGUUUUGCUUUAAGUUGUUAUAUUUAAUUGGGAAGGUAAGGUCCACAUACAUGCCUAUAGCCCUUUGGACUGACUGAACACUUGGCGAAGAUAAACUUUGAUCUCGUAGCACAACUGCACAAAAGCAAGGAGCUCCGUCUGUUGUCUUGACUGUAGUGUUUCUAUCAUGUUUCUCUUGUAUGUCGUGUUUGUUAGAACUAGCUACUUCCCCUCUCCCUUGCCCACAUUCUCUCACUGAGGACAGGUGCCCAGGGGUUUUAGUGCCGGAAGGUAUGGCUGCAGUUGCCCCUUUCCCAGGCAUCUGCUUCUUAAAUUUUCUUCCCUUCUUGCUUACUGAACUCAGUUCUGGCUUCCCGGAGUCACAUCUAGACCCAGUUUUACAUGCAUUUAUUCAUUAAGGUGUAAAUGUGUCCCCUGCUUACUUGUUUACUUCUCUAUUUACUUAGCAUGGGGAGGAGCUAGAGAAACAGGAGAGGGUGGGAGGAACGCGAAAGGGUUUUGUUUGUUUUGAAGUGGCAUGCUCUAGCAGGAAGUAAAGAGAAGGAGGGGGAGUAAAAGAUGUGACAUGGGCGUAGGGUCCCACCAUGAAGGGAACACCGGGAGUUUUGGUCAAUAAGGGGAAGAGUUGAAAUAUAAUUUACUAUAUUUAAUGAGCAUUUCAAUUGACCUUUCAACUAUUUUAUAACUUGUGAAAGAAGUGUUAUUUUGGACAUUCUUGAGUCUGAACUCCAAAGGCAUUAAGCCUUAAUCUAAUAUUAAAUCCUAAGGAUUUUAUGUAAGGUUUUUUUCAACCUGUCUGAUUUUUUUAUCAUUUAAAAUGCCUAACUUCUUAGGUACAUGAGCCCAUGGUUUUGUGUACAAGAACCAAAGCAGUAAAACUCACUGAUUCAUAUUGGAUCCUCAGGUAUACCGUCUUCUGGUAUCAUGUGGUUGGGAAGGAUCAUUUGUUUUAGACUUCGUAACCUACCUUUUGUAGAAAGUAUUUUUAAAAUCUUAACUCGUUUCUGUGCCAUGAUUGAUAGGAAAUUUUAAUGAAGAUGGGCUGAUGUAAUGGGCAUUUUUAGUGAGAUGUUUCAUGAAUAGCAUUUGCUUUUUCCUUUUCCUUCUAACUAAAGUGGGCAGAGGCCUUCAUGGUGGUGUUUUGCUUUGUUAACUAAUUUUAAACCGUGUGUAGACAAAUACAGGCCCUAGAAAACAAGAUAUCAUGUAAUUUUCUUUAGUUUUGUUUUUUUGGUUUUGUUUUUUGUUUUGAGUUAAUGUUACACAAAGUGGGGUGCCAAUGACUGUUUUCAUAUGUUUUGUGUUUAAGGCGUCCAUAUACUCUAGAACAGUCUCAACGCUCUUUUAGCGUGCUUUUAUUUGUUUUAGUUCGGGGUGAGGGGGGCAGUUUGUUUUUUUGGCCUCAUUUUGAGGGCGCCUUAGCUGGGCCAGAUAUUGACAGAGCUGUUCUCCCUGUGUGCGCAGCAGUGCCGCCUUAGACUGUGUAACGGAGCCGCCGCGACGCGUGCGCACGCGUGUGCGUCCGCCAGGCCCUCCUGUGUGUGACUCAGCUUUGCUUUUCACAGGCGUGGAUCCAGAAGUGCUGUUUCCGCACGAGGAUUUUAACUCAGCCUUUAGUCCCACUUUGAUUUUCAGGUACAACAAAGGCAAAAGCAUGAAUUCUGAGCCCCUCACUCUCUCGCUGGCCUGCCCGGCCGGCCCCCUAUUCUGUCGUGCCACCAUUGCCACAUCAGCCACGCCUCGCCCUCCUUGUGAGAACUCUGCUCCCUUGCCCAUCCUGACAUCCUUCCCUUCCUGCCUCCCUCUCACCUCUCUGGCCCCUCUGUCACACUCCCCCACCCACCCCCGCCCUUCCCCCCCGUUGGCUUUUCCUUUGGGUUGUGGCGGCCGUUUUUGCUGCUUCUCUCUCAGUGCUAAUAUGUAGAAUUCCACUCAGCCGAAAUGUUUUAUGUUUUGGGUUCUGUGUGUUAUGUGUACUGUUUCACAAAUUGAUUCUAUCUUAACUUUUGCUUUGACAGGUCUUCACUCACAAUUUAUUCCUCCAGGGCUUUGAUUGGAGCGGAUAACAUUUUAAUUCUGUUGCUUUUCAGUUUUUACCUCCAGGGGAGUGUGUGAGGACGCACUAGCAGAGACCCCCGUGUUUCUGCAGCACGCCGUGGUCGCCGUGUCAUUAACUCCCACUCUGUUCUUUAUUUCCUCUCCUUCCGCAGGACCUCUUUUGCAUGAGUUCAGUGGUAGUGGUAGCGCGCCUUGUUGUCCCGCGUGGGACCGUUUGUUAAUGACCGUGGCUGACUGUGAUCCUUCCUAACCGUAAUCUAGACGCGCUGUACGUGCUAUAUUUGGGUCCAGCUCUGAUGUGGAAUAUGACGCUGUGUUUCUUGAUAUUUGUUGCUCUGAGUUUUCCAAAUCAAGACCUAACUGAAUGACUUCCCUCGGGCUUAUUCUCCGUCUUGUUUUCUGCCCAAGCACACUCCAUGGACACGUGUGGGAAACGCUAGUGCCAUGUUCCAUCCCGUGUUCCACUCGGCAUUCACUUGAUCAGGAGUAUAUGUGAAGAAUAAUAGCGACAUAGUUUACAGUCUAAUGUAUUGUUGUGUGUAUCAUUUGUAUAAUUCCAUACCAAAUGCUCUGUUUUGAACUGUAUUGUAAUUUAAAAGGCCUGCUAAUAAAAUGUUGUAGUUUCCA